Messenger RNA from Fraxinus pennsylvanica, 816 nucleotides. The record is from the annotation of a GenBank genome assembly. Lineage: Eukaryota; Viridiplantae; Streptophyta; Magnoliopsida; Lamiales; Oleaceae.
AUGGACUUCGGGCGGAAGAGGGGUAGACUAGACACCGCCUUCGCGGGUUACGGUGGUUUCAAAAAAUCAAAGGAUGAAAUGGACUCUUUUACAACUGGUGUAGGAAGGAAAACAAUGCCAUGCACGAAGUUUUUCAGCACUUCUGGGUGCUCAUUUGGGGAGACAUGUCACUUCCAGCAUUAUUUUCCUGGUUACAGUGCACAAGUCCAGAUGGCAAAAUUGGGCACCAAUGCUGCUGUUCCUUUUACUGACGGUCCUCCUCGAAUUGUGAAAACCAAGCUUUGCAGCAACAUUAAUACUCCCGAAGGAUGUAGAUUCGGUGAUAAGUGCCGCUUUGCCCACAGUGAGAUGGAGCUUGGCAAGCCCAUAGGGCCAGGUCAUGAAGAUUCUCGAGCAAUGGGUUCAACACAUGUGGGAAAUUUUGGUUCAUCAGCAACGGCAAAAAUUAGCAUAGAUGCCUCUUUUGCUGGAACCAUUAUUGGUAAAAAUGGUGUAAACUCUAGGCAGAUUUGUCGACAAACGGGGGUUAAACUUUCUAUAAAAGAUCACGAAGCAGAUCCAAAUCAAAGAAAUAUUGAGCUUGAAGGAUCGUUUGAUCAGAUCAAAGAAGCUAGCGCUAUGGUACGGGAGCUCAUUACGAACAUUAGUUCUUUUGCAGGACGUGCAGAGAAGCCUGUGGGUCGUUUUGGUCAGGGUACUGCACCAAACAAUUUCAAGAAAAAGAUGUGUGAAAAUUUCGCCAAGGGGAUGUGUACCUUUGGCGAGAGGUGUCAUUUUGCUCAUUCUGCUAGUGAAUUGCAGAAGCCAUUUUUUUGA